UGAGUAGCGGCCGCUUCUGUUUAUUUCUCUAAGGAGCGGUCAUGCCAACCGACACGGAACUGCACAAGGCCGCGCACAACGGUGAUCUCGGCAAAGUAAAGCAGUUGGUAGAGGAUGGCGAGAUAGCGGUCAACGAGCCCGGCGCAGCGGAGCGAAGAGCGUUGCACAGAGCGGCCGGAGGGAAUCAUGUAGAGAUCAUGAACUAUUUGAUGGAAAAGGGGGCUCCGGUGGAUCAGACAGACAAGAGCGGACGGACUGCACUGCACUGGGCGGUCAUCAGUGGACACAAGGAGGCCACAGAUAUCCUACUCGCGAAGCUCCUACACCAAGGAGGGGCCCCGUGA
This is a messenger RNA of Ectocarpus sp. CCAP 1310/34, 344 nucleotides long. Lineage: Eukaryota; Phaeophyceae; Ectocarpales; Ectocarpaceae. The record is from the annotation of a GenBank genome assembly.